Ylistrum balloti is the source of this 2061-nucleotide messenger RNA. RefSeq names its product sodium- and chloride-dependent GABA transporter 1-like. Gene Ontology annotation, biological process: sodium ion transmembrane transport. The coding region runs from base 1 to 2061 and encodes 686 amino acids. Lineage: Eukaryota; Metazoa; Mollusca; Bivalvia; Pectinida; Pectinidae. Gene Ontology annotation, cellular component: membrane. The transcript has 14 exons. The record is from RefSeq and is a predicted model, not a curated record.
AUGGAUUCAACGGCACAGGUUGCAGAGGAAGACAGAAGCAGUAUUCAAAGCAGGACAAAAUGGGGCAGUAAACUUCAGUUUCUUCUUUCAGUUCUUGGAAUGAGUGUAGGAUUUGGGAAUAUCUGGAGAUUUCCUUACGUGUGUAUGAAAAAUGGCGGAGGAGCCUUCCUUAUACCAUACGUCCUUGCUGUACUCUUCAUGGGAAUUCCAUUGUAUUUCCUGGAGUUAUCUCUCGGACAGUUCACCGGAAAGUCAUUCAAAGAUGUUUGGAGCUAUUGUCCUGUAGUUCAAGGAAUCGGCAUUGGUUUCCAAAUGACAUUGGUAUUUUUUACAUGCUUUUACGUCAUGUUGUUUGCCUGGACACUCUACUAUCUGUACUAUAGUUUCUACAACCCGUUGCCAUGGAGUACCUGUGACAACGAAUGGAACACUCCAUACUGUUUCAGCGCUACGGAAAUGGAGUUGACAAACUUUAUCAACUUACAUAAAAACGGGACUGAGGACAAUUCUCAUCACCAAUUUAUUAACGCCUGUCAUAAUACAAGUAACAUCAGAACAACAUAUCCUGAAACGUCGAAGAUAACCGCUGUCAACCAUCUGUGUAAUUUGUCGUCAUUUAUCAAUGAAAACACACUUAGCACGCUUAAUGCCUCUCAAGUUCAUAUUUGGCACGGUCACAGUGCGGCAGAGGAAUUUUGGCAGUACAAAAUACUUGACAUAUCAUCAGGACUUGAUAACAUAGGCUCUAUAAACGGAAACGUAGUAGUAUGCAUGGCUGUGUCCUGGGCUCUGGUAUGUCUCUGUGUCAGUAAAGGUAUCCGGACAUCUGGAAAGGUGGUGUAUGUAACAGCCACACUUCCGUAUCUUCUUCUAAGCAUCCUACUCGUUCACACUCUCACGUUACCGGGCUCGGUUGAUGGAGUGAUGUUUUUCGUAAGACCUGAUUUUAGCUCUCUUACAAACAUCCAAGUCUGGUUAGACGCCGGAAUCCAAGUUUUCUUUUCCUUCGCGCUUGGAGGAGGAGUGAUAAUUACACUUUCCAGUUUCAACACCUUUUACAAUGACUGUCUGAGGGACGCAUAUAUUCUCACAAUUGCCAGUGAGGCUACCAGUGUGUUUGGUGGAUUUAUUAUAUUUUCUGCAUUCGGUUUUAUGGCCCAUCAAGCAAAUGUGCCCAUUACAGAAGUUGCAAAAUCCGGUCCAGGCUUAGGUUUUGUGGCCUACCCCUUGGCUGUUUCACAGAUGCCUUUGUCCAACGUCUGGGCAGUAUUGUUUUUUAUGACUAUGGUAACACUUGGAUUGGACAGCAUGUUUGGACUUGUUGAAGCUGAAUUUGACUAUUUUGAAGCUUGCUUCUCUUUCAUGAAAAAGAGACAAACAAUAUCAAGAAUAGUUCUCUCGUCGAUAUGCGUCUUAAUAUCGCUACCUUUCUGUACCCAGGGUGGCGUGUAUCUUUUCCAGCUGGCUGACUGGUAUGUCUAUGCCUUUGCUCCAAUGUUCUUUACAUUAAUAGAGUGCAUCACGGUAGCCUGGAUUUACGGUGCUGAGAGGUUCUCUGCGGACGUGGAAUUGAUGAUCGGAAGAAGAGUACCUGGAUAUAUCAAGUUUUGUUGGCGUUUUCUUUCUCCUCUUCUCUUAGUUGUAAUGAUGACAGCGGUGUUUGUAUCAUACGUGCCACCUACAUAUGGAAAGUAUGUAUACCCUGAAUGGGUCUCUGGAGCAGGCUGGAUAUACGCCACCCUACCUGUGUUACCGUUUAUAGCCGUUGGUUUGAAAGUCGUGUACGAAUCUCCUGGAAAAACAGCUUUUCAAAAACUACGUCGGUCAACGAAUCCAACACCAGACUGGAAACCAGCAGAAAACGAAGUCGAUUAUAGGGUCAUCCUAAGUGAGGAACAAGGGAACUUCAGACAACGGCUUCUCGCGAACCUCGGUUGCUUUUCCAGGUUGCAACAGUGGCAGGCCUUCCAGGAUGGGCGUUACCUCAAGAUUCUAUCUACCAUGCUUAAAUUCCGCUACCCACCUUUCCACCUUAACAUAUUAAGAGACAUCCUUCCCUAG